This is a messenger RNA of Gopherus evgoodei (Goodes thornscrub tortoise), 2857 nucleotides long. RefSeq names its product butyrophilin subfamily 1 member A1-like. NCBI's taxonomy places the organism in Eukaryota, Metazoa, Chordata, Testudines, Testudinidae. The transcript is spliced from 9 exons. Gene Ontology annotation, molecular function: protein binding. The record is from RefSeq and is a predicted model, not a curated record. The coding region runs from base 689 to 2101 and encodes 470 amino acids.
UACAUUUGUAACCAGAGGGGAGCCUGCCGCAGGGACUGCAAGGGGGUUACUCCUGAUCUCUGCGAGGUGAGGGGAAACCAGCCCCAGAGACUCCAGGUUCCUCCUGAUUUACACCGGGUGAGCGAGAGGAGAGCCAGCCCCAGGGACUCCAGUGGGUUCCUCCUGAUUUACACCGGGUGAGCGAGAGGAGAUCCAGCCCCAGGGACUCCAGUGGGUUCCUCCUGAUUUACACCAGGUGAGCGAGAGGAGAUCCAGCCCCAGGGACUCCAGUGGGUUCCUCCUGAUUUACACCGGGUGAGCGAGAGGAGAGCCAGCCCUAGGGACUCCAGUGGGUUCCUCCUGAUUUACACCGGGUGAGCGAGAGGAGAGCCAGCCCCAUGGACUCCAGUGGGUUCCUCCUGAUUUACACUGGGUGAGCGAGAGGAGAUCUAGCCCCAGGGACUCCAGUGGGUUCCUCCUGAUUUACACCGGGUGAGCGAGAGGAGAGCCAGCCCCAGGGACUCCAGUGGAUUACUCCUGAUUUACACCGGGUGAGCGAGAGGAGAGCCAGCCCCAGGGACUCCAGUGGAUUACUCCUGAUUUACACCGGGUGAGCGAGAGGAGAGCCAGCCCCAGGGACUCUAGUGGAUUACUCCUGAUUUACACCAGGUUCAUUGGCUGCUGAGGCCAGGAAGAGUCGCUCUGCCAGAUGCUGGGAGCCCGUCGUCCACACUCCAGCGCUGCCCUGCUCUCCACCGUCCUUCUCCUGCACAUUCAGGCUGCAGUGGCUGUGAGUUUCCAGGUGCUGGUUCCUGCCGGCCCCCUCUCCGCCCCACUGGGGGGCACUGUGCUGCUGUCCUGCCACCUCUCCCCCGCGCUCAGCGCCCAGGCCAUGCAGGUGAAAUGGAGCCGGCCCCAGCUAGGCCAGGAUGUCCACGUGUACCUUCCGGAUGGGAGCGAGGUGCAGGGUGAGAGGUACCGGGGCAGGACGGAGCUCCUGCGGGACAGGAUCCAGAGUGGCAGCCUGGCCCUGCGGAUCUGGAACCUCACCCUGCGGGAUGAAGGACGCUACCUCUGUGACUUCCAGUCCGACACCUACUUCAGCGAUGCCACGUUGGAGCUCCACCUGACAAGCUCUGGUUCGGAUCCUCUCCUCGACGUCAGUUUGUACAAGGACCAGGGGGUCUCGGUCACAUGUCUCUCUGCAGGGUGGUACCCGGAGCCCAAUGUGCUCUGGAGAAACAGCCAUCAAAAAAUCCUGACUCCAGAGUCCGAACAGAAACUGCAAAGUGACGACGGCAUAUUCAACGUCUCCAGCACCGUGGUGAUAACCGAGAGCUCGGAUCCAGCACUGACCUGCACCCUCAGCCCUGGCUCGCCCGGCCCAGAGAAAGUAUCGGCCAUUGUCAUCUCUGACACUUUCUUUCCCAGAGUUUCUUCCUGGCGGGUCCCUCUCUUUGUAAUCCUUGUAAUCCUGAUGAUCUGCGUUUGCUUCCUCAUCUUGGCUGCCCUCUGCCUAUGGAGGAUUCACAAAGAGAAAGGUGCCAUCUACACAGAGCUAAAGAAAAGCCAUGGCAGACCGAGUUGGAAAGAAGCAUUUCGCAAAGCCACGGACGUGACCCUGGACCCGAGAACAGCUCACCCCAGUCUGGAGCUGUCUGCAGAGAGGAAGAGCCUAAGGAACACAGGUCCGAGACAAUCACUGCCUGAUGGCCUGGGGAGAUUCGACGUUUACUCCUGCGUGCUGGGCUCUGAUGGCUACGAGUCGGGGACGCAUUACUGGGAUGUAGAGGUGGCCAGCACAGGGGGCUGGGCUCUGGGCGUCACCAGGGAAUCUGCCAGCAGGAAGGGAUGGUUCAAUUUCAGCCCCAGGCAAGGCACAUGGGCCAUCCAGCUCUCCAGGGGCCAGUACCGAGAAGUCACUGCAGAAUGGAGUCUGCUGGACCAGUCGCAGAGCCCUGGCAAGAUCAGAGUGUAUCUGGACUAUGAAGGAGGGGUUGUGUGCUUCUACGAUGCUGACACCAUGGCCCUCCUCCACACCUUCACUGCCUUCUUUACUGGGAAGAUCUACCCGUUCUUCUGGGUCUGGUCCGUAGGGACCUCCCUUAGACUGUGUCCCUGAGCCUUUUCCAGCCAGAUUGCUGCACACGCAAACCUGCCGACGCAACACACCAGCCACCACAAUGGAGGGGAGGGUGGAAGAGACGCAUGUGGUGUUGGUAUGGGCUGUAGCCGUGUUUUAUUAGUGACGACCCCUUGCUGUUUUCACACUAUGUGAAUGGGAAUAAACCUGUUCUUCAAAAAAGAAAAGUAAAUUCCAUCACACACAAAGGUAACAGCCACCUCUGACAAAGUGGAAAUGGUCUGUGAUAUUUUUAUGACAUUUAUAUGUGCCUCAGUUUCCCCUACAUGCUGCUUUGUUACUCAGUGGGGGGAAAAGGGCUGUUUGCUCUCAGAGCAGGUUAAGAGACAUAGGUGUAGGUGUCGCCCGGCUGUCUGGGCCUCAAUCCCCAUAUCAGUGGAGCAACUGGGAAUACCAUGGCAAAUCUAGUCACCAGGACCUUGGCACCUACCAUCCAAGGACCCAGAGGGAGAUGGAUUCCGUCUCCAAAGGGAGCAGAGCAACUGCUAGCUGGAGAACAGAGGACUGGAGAGUCAGGAGGAGCAGGUAUAAGAUUUGGCUGCUCACCUGAAGUCUGACCAAAGAGGUCAGAGGGGGAGACAGAUGGAGCUUGUCCAGGGAGGUUCACUACAGCUUGGCUGGGCUCUGGACUGACCAGAAAGGUCUGUACUUUAAUGUUCAGUUCUCUAUGCUAACCUAGGGACUUCCUAGGCUGUGUCCAGCUGACUAAUAAACCCGACUGUUUGGACAAUGCUA